AUGAGCAAGUCUUCAGCAUCGUCUUCUAGCUCAUCCCAUAGAGCGAAGAAAGAACACGCUCCGAAGGGUGAUCGGGAAGGGGUAUCUGCUGUGUUUUCCCAAUUUUCUCAGUUGCUUCAUGCUUCGCAGAGAUCCCUUCCUACCGAGAAUGGAGACGGUUCCUACAACGACACGGCGAUUCAAAGGACGGGAUUAAAGAAGGACUUGAAAUACCUUCGUAUGAAAGAUGUGAAGACGGUUCUAGACCUUGCUCGAAGCAAGCUUAAGGGGGAACAGUUGACAGAUGACAAGACGAUGAUUAUGGAACGAGUCAUCCAGCUCGUCGCCGAACUACCCACGGGCUCACGGCUUAGGGAGGAGCUGACCAAUACUUUCCUAAACGAAUUAUGGGAUACGCUAGAUCACCCUCCGUUGUUAUAUAUGGGCGAGAAACAUGAAUAUAGGAUGGCAGAUGGGUCGUGGAACAAUCCGAAGUAUCCUCAGCUCGGAGCAGCGGGUUCGACAUAUGCUCGGACUUGUCGGCCGGGUAUUGUACCGUUGGGGGCAUUGCCCGACCCAGCGCUCAUCUAUGAAUCGGUCAUGAAGAGGACUCAAUACCGGAAGCAUCCCAAUAAUGUCUCCUCGGUUCUCUGGUAUUGGGCGACCAUCAUCAUACACGAUCUCUUCUGGACGGACCAGGCCGACAUCAGCAAAACAAAAACGUCUUCGUUCUUAGAUCUCUCUCCUCUAUACGGUAGUAACCAAGCUAUGCAAGAUACCGUGAGGACUUUCAAGGACGGGAUGAUGAAGCCUGACUCCUAUGCCGAUAAGCGACUCCUCGGGUCUCCACCUGGUGUGUCUGUCAUACUAAUCAUGUUCAACCGUUUUCAUAACCACGUUGCGGCGAACCUCGCUGCCAUUAACGAGGGCGGUCGCUUCACGCCCCCUUCUCCCGGGCUUAGCGAAGAGAAAGCUGCUGCAGCAUGGAAGAAAUAUGACAAUGACCUUUUCCAGACGGCCCGUCUAGUCACUUCUGGACUGUAUAUUAACAUCACCCUGGUAGACUACGUGAGAAACAUCGUCAACCUGAACAGGAGUAACACCACUUGGACGCUUGACCCGCGCGCAGAGAUGGGCCGUGACGUCGGCACCAAGGCCGGCGCUGAGCGUGGGACUGGGAGUAUGGUUUCCGCCGAGUUUAAUCUCUGUUAUAGAUGGCACUCGUGUAUCUCGGAAAAGGAUGACAAAUGGGUCCAAGACUUCUACAAAGAGCUGUUCGACAAGGAUCCGUUGAAUUUGAACCCGCAAGAUAUGAUUAGGGGCUUCGUCAAGUUCGAUCAAAAAAUUCCAGCCGACCCCAGCGAGAGAGUAUUCGGGGGCUUCAAGCGUGGUGCUGAUGGAAAAUUCAAAGACGACGAUCUUGUCGGCUGCAUCUGUGAUGCUAUAGAAGACUGUGCCGGAGCAUUCGGUGGUCGUAAUGUGCCACAAUCGAUGAAGCCGGUUGAGAUAUUAGGUAUUCUUCAGGGACGGAAAUGGAACGUCGCCGGACUGAAUGAAUUCCGCAAGCACUUCGGGCUUAAGCCGCACGAAAAGUUCGAAGAUAUCAAUUCCGACCCUGAGAUUGCUAAUUCUCUUCGACACCUUUACGAGCAUCCCGAUUACGUCGAACUGUAUCCGGGACUGGUUGCUGAAGAGGCAAAGGAGCCAAUGAUCCCUGGCGUUGGAAUCGCUCCGACCUAUACCAUUUCUCGCGUGAUCUUAUCCGACGCCGUCUGUUUGACACGAGGAGAUCGUUUCUAUACCACAGAUUAUCAUCCUCGUGGUCUCACAUCCUGGGGUUACAAUGAAGUAGCUUAUGACCUGAAUAUCAACCAAGGUUGCGUCUUCUACAAGCUCUUCAUCCGAGCUUUCCCAAACCACUUCAAGGGGGAUUCAGUAUACGCUCACUAUCCCAUGGUUGUUCCAAGUGAAACCAAGAAAAUCUUGACAGACCUUGGGCGAGUCCAAAACUUUAAUUACGACCGUCCAUCGUUCAUACCAGCCCAUGUCAACGUCACGACAUAUGGUGGAGCACAGCAUGUAUCCGAGAAUCAGGAUAAAUACAAGGUCAUAUCGAACGAAGGGUUGUCAUUCCUUACGGACGUUGGGGGAAGCCGCUUCACGAUCUCCGGAGAUUCCACUUUCGAUGCCAGCCAGAGAGAACCCAUGCGAGAUCAGUUAUACAAGGGGGAUUGGCGUUCUCAAGUCAAGACCUUCUACUCUCAGAUCACGGACAAACUCAUCAAGGAGAAAACGUACAAGCUUGCUGGACAGAACUUCGUCGAUAUUAUCCGAGAUGUUGGGAACAUCGGACCUGUCUACUUCGCCUCACGUAUGUUCAACCUGCCGUUGAAGACGAAGGAAAACCCGAGGGGGAUCUACACGGAGCAUGAACUGUACAUGGUUCUUGCUGUGAUAUUUAUCAGCCUCUUCUUUGAUACCGAUCCUGUCAAGGCAUUCCCAAUGCGGCAGGCGGCAAAAGCGAUCACUGGACAGCUGGGGAAGAUUGUCGAAGCGAAUGUAAAGCAGGUGACAGGCUUAGGUCUCGGUGGGCUAUUCUCAUCAUGGCCGAAGAAGAAUGAUGCUGUGGCAUCGUACGGCGCCAACUUGAUCAAAGGGUUUUCUAAGACUGGUCUGAACAACUACGAUAUCGCAUGGGGUCAAAUUCUGCCUACCGCAGGAGCAUCUGUGCCGAACCUCGCAGAAGCGUUCGCUCAAGCUGUGGACUACUUCUUGUCAGCAGAAGGAUCCAAACACAUUCCUGAGCUUCAUCGCGUCGCAAACCUCCCAUCUUCGGCCGAUACAGACGCCCUAAUGCUAGGCUACGCAUUGGAAGGCGUUAGGCUUGCGGGAACGUUCGGUUCAUACCGCGAAGCGGCCGUGGACGACACUAUAGAGGAGAGCGACGGUCGCAGGGUAUCUAUUAGAGCGGGAGAUCGUAUCUUUGUUAGCUUUGUGGACGCAGCCAAAGACAGAAAGCAUUUCCCGGACCCCGAGAAGGUAAACCCACGACGACCAUUGGACUCGUAUAUCCAUUUCGGGUUAGAGCCACAAGCUUGUCUCGGACCGGACGUUUGCCAGGCUAGCUUAGCCGAGAUGUUUCGCUCUGUAUUCAAGCUUAAGGGCAUACGAAGAGCUCCCGGUCCUCAAGGUGAGCUGAAGAAGAUCCCACAGGCUGGCGGAUUCUCCGAGUACAUGAGAGAGGAUAGGGGGGCAUAUUUCCCCUUCCCUUGUACGAUGAAGAUAUGUUAUGACGAUUAGUGAGAUAGUCUGGACUCUGGAAACUCGAGGGAUUUUGUAUUUCUUGACUUUAGCUAAUAGUUUGGUUCGAUAUCACAUUGUGUUAAUUUCAACGAGUGUUACACAUAUUUGGGUUCACAUAUCUUCGUAUUAUUUGAGUGUUCCUUUUCUUUCCCGCAAAUCAGAGUUAGUUAUUCUAAGAUGCUUAGGUGGGAGGUGUCGUGUUAUCCAACUUACUUAUUUUUUCUCUUUCUUGCUUUUUUUCUUCUCCAAGACUAAUGUCGCCUUAAAUGUCUGGUGGCUGAAUAUUUGAUUCACAUGAGCAUGCAUAAUUUACAUAAUUGAAACAAUCCCAUGUGCCGGUGAACUAAAG
Annulohypoxylon truncatum is the source of this 3631-nucleotide messenger RNA. RefSeq names its product linoleate diol synthase. Gene Ontology annotation, biological process: response to oxidative stress. Gene Ontology annotation, molecular function: monooxygenase activity; heme binding; oxidoreductase activity, acting on paired donors, with incorporation or reduction of molecular oxygen. Lineage: Eukaryota; Fungi; Ascomycota; Sordariomycetes; Xylariales; Hypoxylaceae. The record is from RefSeq and is a predicted model, not a curated record. Bases 1 to 3279 code for a protein of 1092 amino acids. The transcript is spliced from 7 exons.